Messenger RNA from Misgurnus anguillicaudatus (oriental weatherfish), 7149 nucleotides. It is a transcript of the gene srcin1b, whose product is annotated as SRC kinase signaling inhibitor 1b. Gene Ontology annotation, biological process: regulation of dendritic spine morphogenesis. The record is from RefSeq and is a predicted model, not a curated record. Lineage: Eukaryota; Metazoa; Chordata; Actinopteri; Cypriniformes; Cobitidae. Gene Ontology annotation, cellular component: postsynaptic density; cytoplasm; actin cytoskeleton.
AAGAGGAGAGGGGGGUGCGCUGGUGGUGUGGGGGUUUACAUGAAUAUCAGAUGAGCUUGGUUUGUGCCAUGCGGACCCGCACACACACUCAAACACACAGACACACACAGCCACUCAUCACACACACCACGCUGGCCAGCCAUAGGCUGGUGAAGACUCCCACCAUAAAAGCUGAGCAAUAGAGAGACACGGAGAGAAGAGCUCAAGAUGGAUAUUAAAGAAGAGAUGAAGGAAGAAGACGCCGCCGUGUGAGACGGCUGAGAGACACAGAGGAGAUCAAACGCUGGUGGGAGGACAGACCAGCAUCAGCAGGUUUGUGAGAGAAAGAGAGAGAGAGUAGAGAUACAAUUCUUGUGAUGUUGCGUGGGGAUGAUGCAGAAUAUCAGCGCCGGUAUCACACUCUGGGCAGCUCCACACGCCGCCUCUCCAACCCGGACAUGGAGGCGUUCGCUAAGCUCCACAAGGGCGGCGACGUGGAGCACCAGAGAAACAAAUACCCACCACAGCACGCUGCCACCCUUGUCAACACCAACUGUGCCCGACAGCAGCAACCACAUUACUGGAGUUUUAAGGCGAGGACUCCACGUAACGCUGCCGGUCUGCAGCAGCAGCAGUCGCUGGGUGAACAGGUCGGAGGGCGACUGUGCUAUGCGUCUGCGGAGAGUUUGGAGAGCAUGGCCGACGCUGAGGUUCCUCUGGGCUUCAGUCGCUCCAACAUCCUCAGACAAAGCCUGCCGCUGGCACGAUCACCCAGCCAGGCUAAACUAAGGGCUCCAGCUGUGUUGUUCCUGCAGUUCGGUGAUGAGACGCGUCGGGUGCACAUCACUCAUGAGUUGACCAGUAUGGAGACACUUCACGCCCUUAUCGUGCACAUGUUCCCACAAAAGCUGACGAUGGGUGCACUGCGCUCGCCCACCACAGCGCUGCUGAUGAAAGAUGAAGCACGCAACAUCUUUUACGAACUGGAGGAUCCUCGUGACAUCCACGACCGAUGCCUCAUUAAGAUCUACUGCAGAGAUACGCAUUAUAACCCCAUGCACCACGGGCAUAUUGCCAACGGGGACAUGCGGAGAGAGCUGGUGUACACCUCGAGGGAAUCGUCUCCCACGCGACGUUUAAACACAAUGCCGUCUUCCUCUUCUCCCUCUGGCUCUCCUUCUCGCUCACAAUCUCGUCUUUCUUACGCCGGCGGUCGUCCUUCCUCUUACUCGGGUCCCCAUCCUUCGCCCCAGAUGCAUCCUUAUCAGCACCCACACCAUGGCCACGCCCCUCAGCAGACCGGCCACCCCCACCCUGCAUACUGCCCCUCCCCCAGUGCCAUUCUGGAACGCCGUGAUGUAAAACCGGAUGAGGAAAUUAACUCGUCGUCGAAGAGCGUGGUGCUCCUCAAAAACGAAGCGAUAUACGCUGACCCGUACGCUCUCGUGCAAGAUGCCCGGGCCUUGGCGUACCGCCGCGGCUCUGUGCGCUCCAUUGCUGGCUACCCCGCCGCUGCGUUACAGUGCGAGCUCGAGGGCGCCCUCUACAGAUCCGGAGGACCCAUAUAUGCAGAUCCGUAUGCCACUGUGGGUUUCCGCACCCUUCCCCCAGCCUCACCACAAAAACUGUCUGAUGGCAGGGAUCCGUAUGGGAGCCACCCAGGUCGGGGGUCACCUGGGAGACAUGGGUUUCGUAAAGAUGGCACCGUAUACAUAGAAAGCCCCAAAAAUCGUCCAGGAGGGCCGCCGUUGGAGCAGAUAUGUAUGCUCGGGGCUCCUGGAACAGAUGGGGGGCCAGUUUACAGCUCAUCAUUACCUGGUAAUGAAGAAACCAGAGAGCGUAUGGAGGCCAUGGAGAAGCAGAUAGCGAGUCUGACUGGUCUGGUUCAGAGCGUCCUGACUCGUGGACCGGACAGCCCUGAAAAAGCUGAAACAGCGAGUGACUGCUCUGCUCCUGAAACUGGCAGGUUUAGAAAAAAGAAAGUCUCGUCGCCGUCUGCGCCUCUGGCCUUGAUGCCACCCCCACCCACUGGAGUGUCUCAGCCAAUAGCGAUGUCCCGUUUACAGAUGCAGCUGCAUCUCACCGACCUGCAGCAACAUACGGCUGGACUGCGCAAACAUCUGACAGAACUACGACAACUACAGUUGCAGAAUCAGGAUUCUGUUCAGGCUUUAUUAAGACAGACAGAGUCUGAUUUGGGAAUGUGUCUGAUCGAGGCGUCUCGGACACAGGAAGAUCCGUUACAGCGCCAGCGCCUUCUUGUGGAAGAGGAGAGGCUUCGCUAUCUGAAUGAAGAAGAGCUUAUUAUACAACAACUACAUGAUCUGGAGCGCUCUGUGGAAGAGAUGAAGACAGGGGCGGGGCUAAACCAUCACCUGAUUACAGAACAGGAAAUAGAACAGAAGAGUCUAGAACUCCGAAGACUCGGAGAGACUGUGACUGAACUCAGGAAUCAGUUCCCCACUUUGCAAAGUAAGAUGCGUGUGGUGCUGAGGGUGGAGGUGGAGGCCGUCAAGUUCCUCAAAGAGGAGCCGCUCAGAUUGGAGGCGUUGUUGAAACGUUGCAGGAACAUCACCAAUACGCUCGCUCUACUGCGGAGACAGGUGUCAGAAGGUGUAUGGAGAACCCCGGAUGACUUCAGCAGUUCUGUUUCGAGUAUGAGCGAGACUGACUUCAGCAGGAGCUCGGAUCUGGAUAUCCUCACGAGUCCUUCUCUAAAUCUGUCUGACACGUUAUCUGUCUCCACUGCACUCUCUGCUUCAUUGGGGAAUAAUCCCAGUCUGACCAGUGCUUCCAGUUUUGGGGGAACCACUAGUCUAUCUAAUGUACUCGGCUCUACCAGUAGUCUCACAGGCAGUACCACACUGGGUAACUGGUUAGCAUCAACCGGAGCAACAGACUCCAUCAUGCCUGAACUGAAUGGGACAUCUACAGGAUCAGUGAAGUCCAGCGGGCUGGAAGAUCUGCCUCCACGCAGAGAAUCUGAUAAAGGCGUUUCCGUGGAGGUCCGACUGGCCGCAGAACGAGACUGGGAAGAGAAGAGAGCCAGUUUAACUCAGUUCAGCGCUCAGGACAUCAACCGUCUGCUGGAGGAAACUCAAGCUGAAUUAAUGAAGGCCAUUCCAGAUCUGGACUUUGCCGCCAAGCAGAUCACCAAACCGGCCGUUCCCCCCAAACCCCAGCUGUCCUCUCUCCCAGCGCCAGGUUCAGCGUCUUCAACCCCGACCUUAACACCUGAACACCAACCCAAAACCCCACCAAAACCACCCAGCAAAGAUGGCAUCCCGCGCAGGGGAUCAGGAGAGUUGACCGUACCGCGGUAUCGAACAGAAAAGCUGUCCAAGUCUCCGCCCCCUCCUCCUCCCAGACGAAGUUUCCCAUCAGGCCUUGGGCUCACGACCAACAGCAGCGGAGAAGUUAUCACCAUAAACAAGAGCGUGAAGAAGUUAGAGAAGAGUGAAAACAGAGAGGAUUCAAACAUACCGAUUAACUCUCAGACGCCGCCGGUCAAACUGAGACGACCCUCGACCUCCGAUGGGCCCCGGCCCUCAUCCACACCACCGGCCAUCGCAGCUUCUGGAGUAAAGGAGGAUGAAGAUGAUGAGGAGAAGAUAAUAGCCGAGCUGGAGGCGUUUCAGAGAACUCCAGUGAAAGCGAGGCUCACGGUUCAGGCCAGAUGCCCUGCAGAGGUCUCAUCUAACAGUGUUGACAGGGCAGGCCAGUGGAUCAACAGCUCUCUAUGGAGAGAGCCUGUAGGAACUCCACCGGGCUCGGCUAAACUAAUGCAGUCGUCUGCUGCCUCUCGCCUGCGACACCUGCAGCAGAGCAGUCUGGAGCGCAAGAGCAGAAAACAACAGGAGGAGUUUCCCAAACUUCAACAGGGUCAGCAGCAGGUGCCCACCGCGUGGCGACGAUGACCCUGGAAAUCCAGGAGAGCCACAGGUGACCACUAAAUCACACAUGGAGGCAAAACCUCUCCGAGACUAAAGCACAAGGCAUCUCACAGUACUGAAGAGCUUUGACAGAGGUAUGAAUGUGACACUAAUUUCACAGUAAAGUCUCAUAAAAAGCUGCUUGGACAUUACGGAUCACGACCAAUUUAUCUACUGUAAAGUAGCAAAUGUCAAACUACAGUACAACUUGCAUAGACAUGUAAAACACUUAAAUGGUACAACAAUGCUAAAAUAAAAUGAUAAAUACGUUUUAGACACAAGCUUAAAGAAAUAUUGCACUAUCAUAAUUUACACACCCCAUGUCAUCCAAGAUGUUGUCUUUCACAGUUUACAGUUUCAAUGCAGUUUGAUAUUUCAGUUUUAAUGCAGCAUCAAAGGGCUCUAAACGAUCACAACAAAGACAUAAGGGUCUUAUCUAGUGAAACGAUUGUUAUUUUUGCAAAAGAAAGUACUUUUUAACCACUUCUCAUCUUGCACUAGCCGUGUGACGUGCCUGCACGACCUUACAUAUUACGUGGUCACGUCAAAAAGUGACGUGUUACAUAUGUGAAACGCACACUUGAGGACCAUUUUAAACAAUUAAUGGACACAAAGACAUACUACAACGUCAGAACGCUCCUCUUUCUCCACACUUGUAAACGCUAGAGCGCUAGUUUCACAUACGUCAUGCGUGAUCUUUCGACGUGAUUACGUAAUACGUAAGGUCACGCUGGCGCAUCACAAGGCUAGUGCAAGGAGAAAAGUUGUGGUUAAAAAGUACUUGAAAAUGAUGAUUGUUUCGCUAGAUAAGACUUUAAUGUCUCGGAUGGGAUCGUUUAGAUCCUUUGAAGCUGCAUUGAAACCGUAUACGGUUGAGGUUCACUAAAGUCCACUAUUUGGAAAAAAAUGUGGAAUGUUUUCCUCAAAAAACUUAAUUUCUUCUCGACUGAACAAAGAAUGAUAUUGGAUGACAUGGGGCUGAGUAAAUUAUCAGAUUUUUUUAUGUAAGUGGAAUAUUCCUUUAAGUGGAAAUAUAAUAGACUUUCUCUUUAUUGAAAUAAUAAAUAUCUCUAGCACAAAACUAAAAACACCCUUUUAAAAAUAAAGGUGCUACACGAUGCCAUAAAAGAACCAUUUUUGUCUAAAUGCUCCCAAAAAUAAUUUUUAAAUUCAAAAUGUGUAGUAAAAAGAUAUCUAAGAUUACAAAAUUUAAAGGGACACUCCACCCGCCGAUCUCCGGGGCUGGCGCUAGCAAUUUUAGCAUAGCUUAGCAUAAUCCAUUGAAUCUGAUUAGACCAUUAGCAUCGUGCUAAAAAUAAUCAAAAUGUUUGGAUAUUUAUCCUAUUUAUAACUUGACUCUUCUGUAGUUACAUUGUGUACUAAGACCGACGGAAAAAUAAAAGUUGCGAUUUUCUAGGCAGAUAUGGCCAGAAUGAGAGUAUAGUAGCCAUAUCUGCCUAGAAAAUCCCAACUUUUAUUUUUCCGUCGGUCUUAGUACACAAUGUAACUACAGAAGAGUCAAGUCGUGGUCAAAAGUAUCAAUUUUUUUUAAAUAGCAAAAAUCAUUAGGAUAUUAUUUAAAGAUCAUGUUCCAUGAAGAUUUUUAGUAAAUUUCCUACCAUAAAUAUAUCAAAACUUUAUUUUUGUGAGUGGAUGUGGUUGCCAUGCACUUCAGUUUUAAAGGUGAUUUUCGAAUAGUUGUAUCUCGGCCAAAUAUUGUCCUAUCCAAACCAUACAAGCUAAUUUAUUCGAUGUAUAAAUCUCAAUUUAAAAAAAAUGUACUCUUCUUUUAUGGUCCAGGGUCACUAAUGGUAUGAAAUAAAUACCUUUCACUGAAUGGUUCUUUGAGGAACCAAAAUGGUUCUUCUAUGACAUCGAGCUCUUGUAUAGCUCAGUGGUAGAGCGUUGCAUUAGCAGCGCAAAUAAUCAUGAAUUCGAACCCAGAAAACAAAUACUGACAUAAAAUAAAUAAAUAAAUAAAUGUAUAGCUUGUAAUGCUGUAAGUCGCUUUGGAUAAAAGCGUAAAUGCAUCGCUGUGAAAAAUCUUUCAAGCACCUUUAUUUUUAAGCGUAAAGGAAACACUAUCUAUACACUGUUAGCAAAAAAAAUGAACCAAUUGACUAAUAAUGAUUUAUCAAGGAUAAUCUAGAUUUUUAUACGAGAUUAGCUUUUGUAUUUUUAUACUAAAAAAAAGAUUUACUGUAUCUAAAAGUCCAUAAUUCAUGUUAAUUCUUGCAAUGCCCAAGAUCUGAUAUGCAUCCAAUGAAAUUCCCGCUGUGCAAUCUGAUAUGUGAGAGUGAAUUUACAUUAAACACAUUUUACUAUACAUACAUGUGAAGCACUUUGUGUCACUGGACCGAACAUAUUAGCGCUAUAAUGAAAGACCAGCUGAAGGUGAAUGAAACUGAUUUCAUUGAAUGAAUGCCAAGGGUUUAUAUACAACGGCUCCACUGCCAUUGUUUUCCUCACUUUAAGAGAAGGAGGUUAUGUGUAUACUGUAUAUUAUAUAAAGGUUUAUGCUAUAGUUUGGUGGUUGUGUCCAUCAGAAGCCUGGUACAUACCUCAUUUUCUCAUUUACUGUAUUAAAGAUUUUAUUGAAUUAGAAAAUAAAUCCAAACUCUGAGCAUCGUAUGAUGUGUUAACAUACUGCUAAAUGUCCAGAAUAUAUGUACAAAACAACAGUGUAACUGUGUAGCUGUAUAUAAUCUGUAUCAUGUUUAUUUAGGGUAUUUUUUGUAAUCUUUUUUUAUUUGAACUAAAAACUUGCGAGAGUUCUGAACUGCAUGUAGAAAUCUUAAAGUCUGCAUGCAGAAUCUUCUCUCUGUAUGUUUUGUUUACAUGUGUAAGAUGGAUGGAUUUCUGUAUUUAAAAAGAGUUUUUUAAUAAAUAGAGUCCUAUGUAAGUAGAUGGGUCACAUCAGAUCCUUUUCACCGUUGUCUCAAAUCUAUAACAAACCAUUCAACCAUUCCAAACCUCGAUUAAACCGAAACGCUUUUCAUUACUGCAACUGAUACGAAUGUAAAUAUCUAUAGACGAAUUCUUGUGAUCAAACAAUAACAAUAAAAGUGUGAAUGCAAUGUUGACCAAUAGAAAUAUAUCUAUAUGAAAAUGUUAUAAUGCAAAAGUUGUAUUAAUGUCGAUCAAACCUCGUCUGGUUCUGUAUGUACAAGAGACUGUUGGUUUUGAAUGUUCUCGUGAUGUUUUGUGAUUAUUAAAGUGAGUAUCUUCUACAAAUGUC